Exophiala dermatitidis NIH/UT8656 is the source of this 1617-nucleotide messenger RNA. RefSeq lists its product as uncharacterized. The record is from RefSeq and is a predicted model, not a curated record. Gene Ontology annotation, biological process: regulation of DNA-templated transcription. The transcript has a single exon. Lineage: Eukaryota; Fungi; Ascomycota; Eurotiomycetes; Chaetothyriales; Herpotrichiellaceae. Bases 1 to 1617 code for a protein of 538 amino acids. Gene Ontology annotation, molecular function: DNA-binding transcription factor activity.
AUGGUGGCGACUGGAGUACCGGCCGCACGAGGAGGAUCCCGAGUACAUGUCACAAUCCUCGCCACAGCAGACCGUCCACCGAUCACGUCGCCUGCUGCCGCAGGAACACAUAACCCAUCAGGUCAUGCCUCUGGUGGAAGCGCAGAAUCAUCCAGACCAAGCACCUCAAGUGCUGUAAGGCCGGAGGCGCAUGGCUUGUAUUCUGGAGCAGCCUCGUCGGCCAGGCCCGUAGGAGAGGCCGGUACAGCAGAGUCGGCCUCGCGAACUACAUCGAGGCCUCUCGGGGUACAUAGCAUCUUGAACCCCACGGUGGAAUCCGAGCCGCUAGGAAAUUCUUCCAAUAUCAGGACGAAUCCUUCUCCGGCCAGGAGUGUGGCACCGAGCCUGGUUCCUGCUCCCAGUCUUUCUCCUCGUGGCCGAAAGCGUAUUGAACCAAGAUCGCCGCCACGAGAGCACGAUCAACCGCUAUCCACGGGGACGAGAAGACGAGUGCUCACGCCAAAGUCACCAUCUGUUCGUGCUGCGAGCCUAGGUCCAAGGAGGAACCCGGCUCUACCUUCGAGUCUGCAGCCCGUGGAGCCAGGCACAGGGCUGGGCGGACGGACUUACACGGCAGAGCCUGGGCUAUAUCGGACCUCAGAAAUACCGCCUCUCCCGCCGCUCUCUAUGGCGGCCGCUCAAAAUCUCCCCAGUCUUGCCCCUUUGGGCGCCGCUGGCCAGCUUGUCACUUCAGCUUCACAUGUCUCUCAAAGUCCAGUUCGUGGGAUAGAGUCUUUGCAUGCACAUUAUCCCAGCGAUAUCUCUUCGGUAUCACAAGCAUCCUACGGCAAGGUGGAGCAGGUGUCACCUGUUUAUCGUUAUGGCGUUAACCGGGCGCCAUCGCAACCUCCUCCUGGCCUCCGAGCGUUACCGGCCGGGGUAACAAGUGGAUUCCAUGCUCAUGGCCCUCAUGAUGGUUACCAAUCGGCACAGCCUUCAUAUCAAAUGACGUUGGACACUGACCAGGGCCCAAUGGUGGUUCCUGUGCAGUUAGAUCUACAGCAAGCAUCUAAAGUUGCAGAUGAGAAGAGAAAACGCAAUGCAGGGGCAUCAGCCCGGUUUCGAGCACGAAGAAAGGAGAAGGAAAAGGAGGCUUCUCAAACCAUUGCCGGUCUACAACAAGAACUCAACGACAUGACGGAAGAGCGGGAUUUCUAUCUUUCUGAACGCAACUAUUUUCGUGAGCUUGUAAGAGGGCGUGUAUCUCCACGGCUGUUACAACGACCUCCGUCACCCCAGCACCGAAGACGUGCAGCAGGUUCCACGGCCGGACCUAGCCAACAUAACGUGGACGAUACUUACCGGGACGUUUCGGACUCGGGCAGUACAGCGCAAAGGCGUCGCACUGGUGAUUACCAGCCGACCUUCUUGGGGCAACGACAGACUCACUCACCUUCGACAUCUUCUUCAGGGAUGGGCUUUUCAAUGGAACCUACUCUGCCCCUACCUCCUCCUUCCGGCGGACCAGGCUCUUAUGGCCCACCCAGAUCGAUGCCAACUGGACCUCCAGCUCCUCCCGGCGCACAGUCUUAUGAUCCCUUCCGGAAAGAUCCGUUCGAUCGCACUUGGCACCGGUGA